AAAUUCUUCGUAAAGGGUCCCCCUCUCGUCUCGUACUCUCGCUCCCUCCUUUCUUUCCCCUUUUCCUCUUCGCAUCAUAGAAGAAAGAAAACUCAAGACAGCAAAAUAGUCGCUCCAGUUUGAGCUCUCUGUCUGUCUUUCUUAUAAUUCGAGUUUCAAUGCCUGCCCAAAAGCGUCCGCUGCCGGAGGAUUCACACCCCGACGACGAUGACGAAGAAGCAGGAAGAGGAGAAGAACGGGGAGACUCUUCUCGACGCCCGUCGUCAUCGUCGCCACCGCACCAGAAUGGCAAUCACCAGCAUCACGGCUCAUUCCCCGGCCAACCUCCGGACAAUACUGUGCCAGCUCGAAGUCAGCUGAAAGCGGACGAGGAGGUGGAAGACGAUGGUAAUGAAGACGAAGAUGAUUCGGAGGAGGAAGACGAGAAGCAAGAGGAGGAGGCGGGAGAGGAGGAAGACGAGGACCCCGACGACGAAGAAGAGGAAGACGAAGAAGGAGAAGAGGAGGAAGAGAAGCGCCGCCGUGGUGCUGGAGGAGAUUAUGAGUCUACUCAGUCAUCCAGUUCGUCGGAGGAGGAGGAGGAGGAAGAAGAAGAAGGAGACAAGCCUGAGUUUGUCUUUGUUGAACUACCAGAAAUUCGUAAAGAUGUGCAAUGCCCUAUAUGUCUAGGGAUCAUAAAGAAAACAAGAACUGUCAUGGAGUGCUUACACCGCUUUUGCAGGGAAUGCAUUGACAAAUCCAUGCGAUUUGGGAACAAAGAGUGCCCUGCUUGCCGUACCCAUUGUGCAAGUCGACGUUCUUUGAGAGACGAUCCUAACUAUGAUGCUUUAAUUGCAGCUUUAUAUCCUGAUAUUGAUAAGUAUGAGGAAGAGGAAUUGGCUUUUCAUGAAGAGGAAAGGACUCGAAACAAGCAGAUACAAGCAUCUAUAGCCCAAAUAUUCCAAAGACAGUCAGAAGCAUUGGCAAGGAGACGGACCAUUGGAAAAGAAUCAACUGCACAAUUUGCCUCCAGAUCACAAAGGAACCUUCGAACUACUCAAUCAAGGAGACAGAGAAACAGAAGAAGUAUGGAUUAUCUAGGAUCUGAAGAUAUGGAGGAAGAAAAUAAUGAGGACACUGUAGGCGGCAAGGAUUCGUCCUCUGCUGAUGAACGAUCUCCAGAAGCGAGGCCGAGAAGACGAAGGAGACGACCAGGGCUGAGGACCUCUCAUCAACCUUCUUCAUCAGGUGUGAAUUCUGAAGGAGUUGCUGCUGACAAUAAUGAUCAAGAAACUAGCCGAGACCACCAGGGAGUGUCUCCCGUGCUCCCAUUUAUUAAUACUGAAAUGCUUAACUGGGGGAGGGGUGGCACGAGAAGCAACACCCGGCAUGGCGUUGCUAGUAGCAGCAAUAAUAGGCACAUGCGGAACAGUCGCAUAUUAAAGCUGACGGAACAUCUUAAAAAUACAUCAGCUGAGGACAAAAAUGAGGAAGAGUUGUAUCUGAAUCUGAUAGUACUUCCCCUGGGGAAAGAAUCCGCACCAAGUUUGGAGCAGCCUUAUAUUCGCUGCCGAUCCACCUCGUCUAUUGGGCAAAUCCGUGAGUUCAUUGCUCAGAAAUUGUCUUUGGCUGCUGAAGAAGUGGAUCUCUUUUUGGUGGCUGAAUUCUAUGAUGUGCUUCCCACCCUGGAAACUCCAUCUUCCAAGGAUGGUAUGCGGGUAUUGGUAAAUGACGAGGAAACAUUGGCAACGCUAACAAUAGGCCGGGCUGACUUCCCCGCGAGCUAUGUUCCCAGAAGUUAUCUGAUGAUAGCAUUCAACAAGAAGGUGAAGGUUGAGCGGGAAGCUGUUGCUAGUGGAGGACGAAUGGAGGCCGAGGCUUCGGGAGCUAAGGAGGAAGUGAAGGAGGAGCAAUAAAAGAAAGAGGCUUCUGGAGGCCGAGGCAUGUGUCCUACAAAAUAAUGUAGCUUUGUAAAGUUAUGGGUUUGCAGUAUAAGGUCAAAACCACAGCCUAAAAGGUGAUAGUCCUUCGCCUUGAGGCUUUGCUGUUGUGUUAUAGGGCUCUUUUAUCACAACUUGAAGUAGGCGGUCCUUGUAGGACUCUUUCUUUCCCUUUUUAAUUUAUAAACCCUGAAAAAUGAAGGAAACCUUGUCGGCAAUAAGCCUCAGUUUGUUUUCUUAAAGAUUUACCUUACCAUUAUUGAGUCCGAAGCUCAAUAAUGGGUGAACAGAAACGGUAUCCUUUUUUGGCAGCUGAUA
This is a messenger RNA of Linum tenue, 2237 nucleotides long. NCBI's taxonomy places the organism in Eukaryota, Viridiplantae, Streptophyta, Magnoliopsida, Malpighiales, Linaceae. The record is from the annotation of a GenBank genome assembly.